Messenger RNA from Oncorhynchus masou masou (cherry salmon), 5411 nucleotides. It is a transcript of the gene tmem201, whose product is annotated as transmembrane protein 201. The record is from RefSeq and is a predicted model, not a curated record. The transcript has 6 exons. Lineage: Eukaryota; Metazoa; Chordata; Actinopteri; Salmoniformes; Salmonidae. Bases 109 to 1302 code for a protein of 397 amino acids. Gene Ontology annotation, molecular function: lamin binding; actin filament binding. Gene Ontology annotation, biological process: nuclear migration along microtubule. Gene Ontology annotation, cellular component: nuclear inner membrane.
AGAGAUCAAUUCGGAGUUUGCCUCGUGCAUGCUCAAUACAUGUCUGGAAAUAUAAACACUAGCUGCCAUACACUUCUGUUUUAGAUAACUGCCAAACACUGGGAAUAAAUGGAGGCGUUCAACCAGCUGAUCUUGGAAUAUCCUCAAUUCAUGUACGGAGGAGCCGGAGCAACGGUCUUUAUGGCUGGGGGAGCUCUGAUUUACAAAAUUGCAACAAGAAAGAAACCCACACAUGUCAAUGUGAAUUGCUGGUUCUGCAACCAGGACUCAGUGGUUCCAUAUGGAAACAGAAACUGCUGGGACUGCCCCAACUGCGAGCAGUACAACGGCUUCCAGGAGAAUGGCGACUACAACAAACCUAUUCCGGCUCAAUUCUCGGAGCAUCUAAACCAUGGCGUGUCUGCCGGCGUGCCCUUGCCUGAGACACCAAAGACGCUGCAGUGGGUCAACUGUCAGAUGCUGUUGUGCAAAAAAUGCAACAACAACCAGUCCGUCAAGAUCAAGCAGUUGGCCUCAUUCAUCCCAAGGGAAGAUGAGAACUAUGAUGAGGAGAUUGAGGUGUACAAGCACCACGUGGAGCAGACCUACAAGUUGUGCAGACCCUGUCAGACGGCCGUGGAGUACUACAUCAAGCACCAGAACCGCCAGCUCCGGGCUGUGCUCUUCAGCCACCAGCUCAGACGCAGCAGAGACUGUGACAAAGCAUUCGUAAAGAGCUCCUACUCCUUCAGCACACCAGUUGGAGUGAUAUUGCUUCGUGUCAUGGCGUUCUUCACCUGUGCCUUCCUAGUUGCAACAGCAUUGUAUGGCUCUGGGGACCAAACUGCAUCCGCUGGUGCACCCCAAACACUAAGCGGGGGGAUCAUCCCUACAAAGCCUGCUCCCUCCAACAAAUCCACUCCCCAAAACGGUAGCAGCGAGGCUGGACAGGUGUUGCAAGACCUGCUAGAGCUGCUUCCAGAGGAGGCCGUAGAGAAUGCAAAGCUUGUCUGGCAGUAUGGAAGGAACCAUCAGAUGGCUGUGGUCUCCAUUGGCCUGCUGACCUGUAUCACUGGUGUCUGUCUAGGAGGACCUGUCAGAUUGAGGCGAAUUGAUGCUGUGGCCUCUGUCCUGUGGUUCCUGGUCUUGUGCCUGUACUUGGUGGAGAGAUACCUGAAAGCUGAUGUCUCAAGCUGGCUGGAUGCAGUCAAACUCGGAACGACCUCCUUAUGUUGCCUGGUUGGCUUUGCCGCUGCUGUGGCAACACGCAAAUCCAUGGGCCCGAGAAGAGCGAGAGGUCGAAGGUCAGAAUCUGAACAGUGACACUUAAAUGUACUUAUAAGACCCACCGAAUACACUAGGACACACUUGUGAACACAUAGGAUAUGUUUCUAUAACGCAUAUGACUUUCCCGCCCUUUCUCAUCUUUCCUUUGCUGAUAUUAACCAACUAAUUGAUGCACUCAUGUUAGCCUAAUCUGAAGAUUUCUUACUUGGCAUUGGUUGUCGAAUGCAGCUUUCUGAUUUAUCCUGUUGAUUUGAAAAGUAAUUUUACCAACAACCCUAUCUAAACUACACAGGGACUCCCAUUAAGCAUGGAGCAUAGCUACCACUUAAAUUGUAGCUAUAUUUUUGGACUUUUGAAAGAAAAUGGAAAAAAAAAAUAUAUAUAUAUAUAUAUAUAUUUCUCUUAGAAAAUCAAAAUAAAUUGUCUGUGUAACAGAUAUGAACAGAUCGAGGUGCUGCCCUUUUCUUUGACAUUAGCAUUGCUCAAGCCUCAAUCUUGUUUUUAAAACCCUGAUGGCUAAUACAACAUUUUGACUGGGCAAAACCAUGCCUAUCAAAUCUAAUCAAAGGCCUAAGAAUGAGUCAUUUUAUUUCAAAACCUGAUUAUUGUGACGAAUCCUGGGGUAGUGAUUGUAGUGGGAUUAUGAUUUUAAUCUGAAUGUUCUACAACACUUGCUAGCCGGCGAAGUAGUUUGACAAUAUCGUCCGAUGCCUCCCAUUGUGUGCUGAACGUUGGGUAUUUGGUGGACAAACCUUUUUGGAAGGAGAGAGUCUGGGGACAGGCUUUGGCAGAGGACUAGUUAGUUUAGAUUGGGGGGAAAAAACCUGUUCCCAGAAUCAAAUUGUGUAGCUGGCCAGCAUGCACACAAUAUUUGUGUUCUAGUUGCUGAGAUUAUACAAAACCCAGGAUUGUUUGCCGUCCAGUACACUUUGCUCACUGCCUGGGCUACACUACGCAUGUCAAAUGGAGCCCAUAGUCUUUUGGCCAAGUCCCAUGUGAGGGUUUCUCUUUGAAGUUAUUGUAUUUUUCCCAUGCACCUGCAACAAGAUAUCUCACAUGUGAUUUUUAAUGUUUAAUGCCCAUGCCCUACACAAGUGUCAAGUCCAGUUGUGCUGAAUUCAGUAAUUCAUCCCAACAAGUUUUGCACUGUAAAAACAGUAUGGUUUGUUUGACCUAGCCUAUUUCACAAUAAUGAUGGAAAUCUAGCCGCUGUGAUAAGCUUGGGUGACAAGGUGUCUCAUUGUUAAACCGCUAGGCUAAAUAUUGUUACAGCACUGCUUUUUUACCUAAAAUAUGUUACCCUUUUGUUUUGCAACUAUAAAGACCACACUAAUAUAAUGGUGUUGGUUUGCGUUCCUGGCACACUGAAUUUAUUCUUGAAGUUUUGAAUUAAACCAUAGUUGGGUAGGUGUUGUGAAGAAAGGUUUUGUUGACACAUCUUUACCAAUAUACCAAAAAGACUGACUACUCUUGGUAUUGAAACUCAAAAGUGUCACUGCUUUUGACAUUUAUUUCUCUACUGUUGUGUAGCACAGGUCUUUCCUAGUUGUAUAUGGGGCGGCAGGGUAGCCUAGUGGUUAGAGCGUUGGACUAGUAACCGGAAGGUUGCAAGUUCAAAUCCCCGAGCUGACAAGGUACAAAUCUGUCGUUCUGCCCCUGAACAGGCAGUUAAACCCACUGUUCCUAGGCUGUCAUUGAAAGUAAGAAUUUGUUCUUAACUGACUUGCCUAGUAAAAUAAAGGUUAAAUAAAUAAAGACAAACAAGCUUAAGAUUAAGUGAAAGCUGUAUACAGUUCACACGUAGUUUCCCCAGGUACAAGGUGCUCUCCUGAAUGUUAUUUUGUUAUUUUUCUGUGUACACAACAGUAUAUAUUUUUUUAUCCCCCAGAAUGGUACAUUUUUGUGGCAGUCUUUAGAGGACAUUUGAGAUGCCAAUACUCCCUAACUUUCUGUCUUUGCAUGUUAGGUUCUGAUGUAUCCUCUUGUAAAGCAUAUGCUAAUCCAUAUUUUAGAGAAAGUAAUAGGCCUAACUAUACUGCCAUCUGCCUCCACUUUACCUUCCUAAUUUUGUGUUUGUCCACAGCACCAUAUUUACAAUAUGUAGUCUAUUAAAAUCCACUGACAGCGCCCCAGUCCUCAAGCAUGCACUAAUAUUGGGUUUGAUGAUAUUUUGUUUAAUGUAGCUUUUGAAGGUGAUGUAAAAUUAGACAGGAAUGCUACGCAUAACAUGCUAUAACUAUUAAUGUGUAUCUUCUUUUUUUUGAGUGAAAAUAACUUUAUUUAAAUGAUAGAUGUGAAGAACGACUGUAGAUUGUACUCGAGAGUAACAUUACUGCACCAACUCAUAACUUGUAUGUUGUAUUCUCAACUUUUUGGUUUAUGUACCAAGUCCAGCAUCUGUAACCAGGUUUCCAUCUAACCAUUUCCUUGGAGGAAGUUCCUGGCGCAUGAAAAAAGUCACAACCGGGCUGAUGGAAACAGUAAAUUCCGGUACUAUUUUAUAAAUGUCGACAGACUAUUUGUUCGUUUGGUCAAAUAAAUUAUGAGAGUAAUGACGGUGGAAACGCCUUUGUACAAAUAUUGAUAUAAAACGCAUCAUAUUGAAUAUGAACUUGGAGUUACGCGACGUGUUGUCCUCACACCACGACUCGGGGAAAGCAUGCCGUUUAUUAGGCUCUGAUGAAAAUUGUGCAUGGUGAUGAGCUUCUCCUUUCCAAUAAAUAUCGAGGGUGUUAUUCUGGUGACAUAAUCAUCGAUGCUUGGCUGCCGUUUUGACAAAUAAUCUGUCUCUUAUCCAUAAUAAUCUCAUAUAGGUAGCCUAACAGCACUGAAUCUGCCAGCUGUUGGCAAGAUUGCAUGUGUCAAGACCAUAGUGGUCAAAUUUGCUAUUUAAUGCAACAGUUUUUGACGAAACCAUCAGAGUUGAAAAUGUGAUGGAAUUUAACCGCAAAAGUUAAUUUUGUGCAGUAAGUCAGUUUGAUGGAAACACGGGCAUAUUGUUUUAUGCAGAUUUUAGAAUAUCAUUAAAUCUUUCGCUAAUUGGCUGGAAACCUAUCUUGAGACAAUACCCACAGUCGGUUGUGAAAAUCUGGAUUUCUGUGAUACAGAUGCUGUCCAAUUAUUGUUACAUUGCUUUGACAGUUUUCAGUCUGCAAACACAUUAUGAGUAUGUUGCUAAUAUUUAUGUAAUAUGCAUUACAAUGGCAAAUGUAUUUAACGGGUUCUAGCACAUUUCCCUCUGUUAGUAGUUUGGCAUUUGCCUCUAAAACUGUACUUGACUCUUCAUGUUUUUCAUCAUAUGAAUAUUGUUUAUCUCAACUAAUGUUUUUAGCAAACAUAUGCCUAACCUUAUUCUUUUAACUGUGUUGUGAGCAUACGUCUCUUAGUGUCACUUGUGUAUGUUAUGUAUGUUUCUAUUCACCAUAGUAACAAGGGAUUACUUGAUAGUUAUUUUAGUUUAUGCCAAAUUGGCGACUGUAGGUUAUGAAACUUAAAACUAUUUGUGCUUAUUAUUUAUGUGUGCAGCUAACAAUGUGAUAGUAAGAACCAAUUAGUUGUGAAUCUAGUGCAUUUUUUUGCUUACCUUUUUAUACUGUGUAUGUGUUGCAGUGCUUAAACACUAAAAGAUUCAGUACCCUGAAGGGAGAUUGAAGUGUUCCCCAUUUUCCCCAAGAUUAAAACGAUUGUUCAGACAAAUUACAAAAUAAGUAAUCCAUUUGUUUCCUUACCUCUCCUUGUCCAAAGACUGCUUUACAGGUAAGGAAACAAAAAUAUAAAUAUGACAUUUGGCUGAACUAUCCCUUUUAAUACACCAAAUAAUUUAUGGUACUUUAUCUUAUCAUUAAUAUGAGUAUGGAAGGAUUAAUGCGUAUUCCAAAACAUACAAUAUAAGCUUUCAUGUAAUAUCCAAUGCCCAUUUAUGUGAAUUUCCUAUAUUUUUGGUAAAGCAACUAUUUAAGCUAUUCCGUCCAUUCUAAAAAAUACACUGCAGCAUAUUCCAACUGAAACACGUUCUCUUGGGUACUGCAUCUUGAAUAUUGUAGGUUGUCACUACCCUUCAUAUAGCCUAUUGGGUUAAUUUUGUAUUAGUAAACGAUGUAUGCUGGAUCACUGUAAAUCAAAUUAAAUAAAUUACUGAAAUGUUA